This is a messenger RNA of Gossypium raimondii (Peruvian cotton), 537 nucleotides long. RefSeq lists its product as uncharacterized. Bases 1 to 537 code for a protein of 178 amino acids. Lineage: Eukaryota; Viridiplantae; Streptophyta; Magnoliopsida; Malvales; Malvaceae. The record is from RefSeq and is a predicted model, not a curated record. The transcript has a single exon.
AUGUUGAUUAAUGCCCAAGAGACUAAUAAGGUUAAAGGAAUCUGUGCAAGUAAGGAUGGUCCUAGAAUUAACCAGCUAUUGUUUGUUGACGAUCCUCUUUUAUUUGUUAGGAAUCAACGAAGCGAAGUGGAAGCCUUUACGCAAAUCCUGGAUACUUUUGAAAAGAUGUCUGGACAAAGCAUUAACUUUGAAAAGUCAAUGGUAUACUUUAGUCCUAACACCCUAAUGCCCCAUCGCAUGAAUUUUGGUGGAUUACUCAAGAUGAAGGUGGUUACCAAGCUCGAUGGCUACCUCGGUCUUCCCAUUCCUAUUAGAAAGAAGAAAUCUAGUGUCUUUAAGAGUAUUUUGGACUGCACUACUGCUAGUAGAAUUAACUGCUGGUUGAAGCGCUUAUUGCCUAAUGGUGGCAAGGAAAUUUUUCUCAAGUCGAUUCAUCAAUCGAUCCCUACAUAUGCUUUUUUAGUGUUUCUAGGCCCUAAGGGAGUUCUCAAGGAGCUUCAGUCUAUGAUUAGUCGAAUGUGGUGGGGGAGCAGAUAA